Messenger RNA from Camellia sinensis, 1047 nucleotides. The record is from RefSeq and is a predicted model, not a curated record. NCBI's taxonomy places the organism in Eukaryota, Viridiplantae, Streptophyta, Magnoliopsida, Ericales, Theaceae.
AGAGAGAGAAAGCGAGGAGUGAGAGAGAAUGUGUGUUUUAUGUGCAUUGGAUCCUUCGCCGAAGUGGGUAUGAAAACCUCCACCUUCUCUCUCUUUCUUUCAUCAUCCAAAACAUUGGAAAAGCUGAAAAUCCAAAGAAAUUGAUUACUAAACAAAUAAAAAAGAUAGUGAGUUGAUGAUUAUAUUCUUGACACACCAGCAAUUCUAUAUCACCCCUCUCCUCUCCUACCCAUCUCUCUGUCAGUUUCUCGACCCUACCUUUCAUUUCACGCUUCUUGUUCUUAUUCUCUGUUUGUUUCCACAGAUCUUUAUUCCUUUCCAAUUUUCUCUACAUGAAUUUACUUUCCUUCAUGGGUACAUCUGAUUGUGGGUUGUUUUUCUCCGACAAGGAUUCAAAUUCCAUGGAAUUCAAUUCCAUUUCAAAACCCGCGUCAGAAUUUCAAGAAAAGACUCAUACUCAUGAUGAUCAUCAGCUUCAAGAACAACAAGGAGAACAAGAAGUGAAAGGUGAGAUUUCAGUUUCUUGUUUAAAAAUCAAGACACCAUCUCUCGGAGAAUUUAAGGAUGAGGAGGAGGAGGAGGAAGGGUGUAGAACUCCAACUUGUUUGGAUCAGAUAAUUCCAUUGGUCCCCCAAUGCCCACCUGCACCAAGAAAGCCCAAGAAAAUGCUAUUGAUGAAGAGAAAAGCGGCUUCUCGGCGAACCCUGCUUGAUCUGUCUAGUGAGGUUGAGGCAUUGUUUCCUCCAUCUCUUCUUGUGAAUCUUGGUGGUAAAAUCAAGAAAGUUAGAACAGAAAAUUCCACCAAAUGAAUGUUAUUAUGUAUGGUUUUAUAUUAUUUAUGUAUAAGCGAAUUUUGUGGAUUGUUGAGUGGAUAUUUCUACCGAAAAUUCACUCCUUCUAUGCCAAUAUUGUUGUCAUUAGUGCUACUAUGUAUAAUAUUUUUUCAUAAUUUUUAUAUAAAAUUUUCAAUCUGAUAUGAUAGUAAUAUUUUUAAAAUACUAAGUCGCUUUGAUUGGCCAUUUGUUAUGAAAUGGAAGGAUUGAAAUC